AUGACGUCCAGCAACCUCGACGAUGAGAGCAUUGUCAAUUUGACCUAUUACGUAAUGGUGUUGGUUCUCGGUAUCCCAGGGAAUGCCGUCAUCAUCCAAGCCUACGCAUGGAAGAAACGGAAGACGAGCACGGAUAUCCUCAUCAUAUCGCAAGCGAUAGUCGACUUGACCUCUUGUAUUUUCUCACCUGCUCUGAUUGUAAGGCAGGCAUUUCGAGAACACAUUACAAUGGGUCUCUGCCGGCUGACAGCCCUUCAAGGAGAUGCCACAGCCUUCGCGUCUCUCUUCUUAACGACAUCAAUCGGCAUUGACCGCUAUAUGGCUGUCUGUCGUCCAUUACGACGGCGAUCGACGGUGAAGAUGUCAAUUCUAUUAGUAGCGAUGUCGGUUGUCGCCGCGAUCGGUUUCAAUAUUCCUUUUACAAUUUUCGUUAAAAGCGUUCAAACGUGGAACGGUCGAACAUGUAUAUUGUCGACAUCCUAUGAAGUCUCACUGAUCUUCACUGCGAUUCGAAUGACCUUAUUUAUCAUAUCCUUUAUAGCAACUACUACUCUUUACGGACUUAUUUACACCUUCAUUCGAGAGAAAGCAACUAUCCAUGCUGGCCUGGUUGGCAAUGAGAUCCCAGAAGCCAACGGCACAACAAAUGACGGAGGGGUUUCGUUUGAAAGAAGCUUGAAGCUUGAUAGCGAUAUUUAUGAUUCAAGCAACACCAUCAAUAAGAAGAGUGAAUCUAAACUUUCCCAGGCUGCAUCGACAAAUCUGCCUUCUACAUCGACACAUCUGAAUAUUGCUUCUCCGAUGAAGCCAUUGAAUAAACAUCAUGGCAAUAUCAAGACACCUGAUUCCAGCAAGCAUCCUAAAGGUUGUGAGUCAUCGUCUGCAUCAAGAAUUGCUGAAGAUGUUUCAACGAAACAGCUCAAGCAUCGACCUAUGAAGAGAAAAAACGAAUACGAUUUCGGACGGAAAAUAACGCGCAUGCUUCUUAUAAUAACCAUAUUCUUCUUCUUUACAUGGGCACCACACCUGAUCAUCCACGCGAUCCCGAUCCCGAUGGUCCACCGGUACAGUGACGUCCCCGGAAUGCGCGCCUUUAUUCAAAUUAUGUUCAGUCUCAGACUGACCAAUCACGUCGUUAAUUUCUUCGUUUAUUAUUACGUCAGCAAGGGGUUCAGGAGAGAUGUUAAAGAAUCAUUUAAAAAGUGCAAAUGUGGGUAUCUAUGUAAAUAG
Lytechinus pictus (painted urchin) is the source of this 1230-nucleotide messenger RNA. RefSeq lists its product as uncharacterized. Gene Ontology annotation, cellular component: plasma membrane. Lineage: Eukaryota; Metazoa; Echinodermata; Echinoidea; Temnopleuroida; Toxopneustidae. The record is from RefSeq and is a predicted model, not a curated record. The transcript has a single exon. The coding region runs from base 1 to 1230 and encodes 409 amino acids. Gene Ontology annotation, molecular function: neuropeptide receptor activity. Gene Ontology annotation, biological process: neuropeptide signaling pathway.